CGAGCCCUCAGUAGACGUCGUCGCCGACCCCAUCAUCUCGUCCGACCUCGCCGCGUUCUCGCCAUCGCCGUCUCCCAUCCCGACGCUGACUCCUAGACCUAGUCAAUCCGGUCGUCCGAGCAUCCAAGCUAGGAUGCCUUCCGAUGUGCUGAGCUCAGGCUCGGAGACAGAGCCUUUGCUGGGCGGUCAGUUGAAGAGGAAGAAGCCUUUCUACCGUGCCAGGCCGCUGUGGCUAGUUCCUUUCGUCGUCGUUGCAUCCCUUGUCCGUGGAAUGACCCUCGCCCCUCGUGUACAAGUAUUCACGCAACUAUCGUGUUCCGCUCUCUACCACCAUCAUUACAACCACACCGAAUCUAAUUCCUUGCUGGGUCUGCACUCUGUGCGACCCGCCCACAACCUCUCACAUCCAUCGUCCUCUCCUCUAUCUUACCUAUAUCUAGACCCCGCAGGUCCCCAUCUAGACCCACUAUCUUUGGACCAUCUAUCCGCUUCCUACGGCCCGCACGCCGCAGGUUCGGGCUCGCAGGCAAUCGUUACAUUCAAUCGGAGCAGCGAAGACGAGGAGGAGGACCCGAGGAAUCUACCUUCGAAACGAUGUCUCUCGGAUCCCGCCGUGCAGAGCCGGGCGGCACGACUGCAGAGUAUGAUGACCGUUAUCAUGGGCACCCUGUCCGCCCUUACGACGGGGUGGUGGGGUCACUUCGGCGAGCAGCACGGCCGUACUCGUGUUCUCGCCAUUGCGACGCUCGGUCUAUUCCUCACUGAUCUCACAUUCAUCCUUGUAUCCACGCCCCACACCCCCUUCUCCGGUCACGGGCACAAACUGCUGAUCGUCGCCCCUUUCAUCGAAGGACUACUCGGUGGCUGGUCCACUCUUCAAGGCGCGACCACCGCGUACGUCUCCGACUGCACCUCCGACGGCUCGCGCUCGCACAUCUUCUCCCGCUUCACCGGCAUGUUCUACCUCGGCUUCGCCGCAGGUCCCGCGAUCGGCGCCUUCCUCAUCCGGCACCCGCUCUUCAGCUCGCUCUUCAACUCGGACACCGCGCACCCCAUACCCUCGGUGACCAACGUGUUCUGGGUCGCGAUCUGCUGCAACGCGGUGAACCUGCUGCUCGUGGCGUUCGUGUUCCCGGAGAGCCUGAGCGAGGAGAAGAAGCGCGCGGCGCGGGAGAAGAAUGCGGCGAAGAAGGCGACGGACGUCGCUGCGGGCAAGUCGGGCGGCAUGAUCGGGUUCUUCAGGGACUUUUUGAAGCCGCUGGCGAUUUUCUUGCCCAAGAAGUCGGAGCUGCCUGGAGGGAAGACGAGGACUAACUGGGAUCUUACAUUCUUGGCCUGCGCGUUGUUUGGGUAUUUCCUGUCUACUGGUAUUUGGCAGAUCAAGUAUCUCUAUGCUGGACAUGUUUACGGCUGGGGCGCUGAGCAGCUGAGCUACUACAUCUCUUUUGCUGGUGGUGCCCGCGCUGUCAAUCUGCUGUUAAUCAUGCCAGUCAUUAUUGCCAUGUUCAAGCCCAAGCCCAAACCAGCCAAGGCGUCUAGCACGGGUACUGUUGCUACCGUCCCGGUGGCUGUCAAGAAAUCAGACAAGCCAACACUGUCCGCACUGUCCCACGAGGCGCACUUCGACAUGGUCCUCGUCCGAUUCUCUCUCGCCAUGGACAUGCUUUCGCAGGUGCUGGUGUCCAUGGGCCCCAUCGACGACAGCUUCGCGUCCCAGGCGAUGUUCGUGGGCUUUACGAGCUUGAGCAGCUUCGCGAGCGGGGUGGUACCCUCAGGGCAGAGCCUCGCGCUGUGUAUUAUGCAGAUUCAGGCCCAUGGCCAGCCGGAGGUGGAUAAAGCCGGAAGUGGGCAUCUGUUCGGUGCCAUUGCGAGCUUGCAGGCUAUUGGGCAGAUGAUUCUCGGGCCAAUGCUCUUUGCUGCGAUCUACGGCGGCACUGUCGCGGAUUAUCCGAAGGCAAUCUUUACGUCGGCGGGAGCGAUCUUGCUGGUGUCUCUGCUCAUGAUAUUUAUGGUCCGUCCUGCUGCUGACCUCAAGGCGAAGCGGAAAGCCAAGAGGGCGCAGCUCGACGCGGACAUUGAACGGGGUAGAUCGAGGGUCAGCAAGGAUAUCUCGCGACGACCCGCUCCUGUGGCUUCGUCGAGCUCUGGCUCGCCGUAAAUUCGGUCGCUCAAUUAGACGAGAAGGUGGCUAUCUAUCGAGUCGCAUUAGAAUGUAGACAUCACGGUAUGCACAUUAUUAGCUUGGUUAUUGUAUCGGGUUGUUGGUAGUCAGCGUUUCACUGUACACUAGCGUAAUGGCUUUAACUUUGUACUAUAGACAAGACAGUACUCGUAUAUUUAUAAUUCAAUAUGCGUUCCUUCUCAUACAGGGUACAAUCCGCAAAACCCAGAUAUGUCAGAGAUAGGAAGAUUCGGGGUAUCUCUCAUCGCACUGAGGAACCGCCAUAGCCCGUACUACGCCUCAUAGACCCUAAGCCGGAGGAUGAUCCCUCGCCGCGAUCAUCAUAAUUGGAAUUCGGGCGUCGCACACCAGCGAACCCAGGGGUACUAUACCUCGACCCUCCAAAGACGCCCGGUGGAGCUGUCCUCUCCCUCUCCCAGUCGUACGCCUGAGCGCGUGGGCGGUCGCCAGGAUCUCGCAUCCUGUUGUACAAUCCUGUCCCAAGGGCACCGAGGGCUGCCCCCGUCCAG
Molecule: messenger RNA, 2691 nt
Organism: Gloeophyllum trabeum ATCC 11539
Lineage: Eukaryota; Fungi; Basidiomycota; Agaricomycetes; Gloeophyllales; Gloeophyllaceae
Product: MFS general substrate transporter
Exons: 7
Coding region: 134-2158 (674 amino acids)
Biological process (GO): transmembrane transport
Cellular component (GO): membrane
Molecular function (GO): transmembrane transporter activity
Source: RefSeq, a predicted model, not a curated record